AUGAAUAAUGUAGAUUUAGAAAAUUUAAUUGAUGAUUUAGUACUUAAUCAAAAUUUUAUUAGUUAUUAUGAAUUAAAAAUAUAUCUCCAAAAAUAUGAUGAAAAUAUAACGGAUGAUGAUAUGGAUUAUUAUUAUUCAUAUUAUGAUAAUGAAUUUUUGAAAUAUCAUGAUAAAAUAAUUUCUAAAAUUAAAGAUAAAAUUAAAAAUAAUGAAUAUACAAAGGGAAAAACUAAAUCACAACUUAAACAUUUGAAAGAUUUCAAAAAUGAAGCAUUAACAGAAAAAGAUAUUGAUGAAUUAUAUAAUUUAUAUAAUCCUGAGUCGCAAAAAACAGAGAAACAAAAGGCCCAGGUCAUUCAGACCAUAAAUGAAGCACGAGCUUUAAUUUAUGAUUCAUUAGUUAAACCAUAUUCAGCCCGACUUUUAAAUGAAGAUCAACUUUUGGAAUUCAUCCUUCAACAUAAACUCGAAGCGGGAAAGUAUAUCAAACAUUUAUAUACAUCAUAUUUAAAACAAAUGAAUAAAAUACAUCCAGAAUUAAUGGAAGGAGGAAUGAAAUCCAAAACUUCAUCAUCCAAAAUCAAAGCAGAUAAAAUUAAACCACUUGCAACACCAAAACCUCCUUCUGUUAAUACUUCAUCAUCCAAAAUCAAAGCAGAUAAAAUUAAACCACUUGCAACACCAAAACCUCCUUCUGUUAAUACUUCAUCAUUCACUUUAUUAUAUCCAUUUCAAACAUUAAAGAAACAAAAAGAUUUUAAAAAGGGUUUCAAGAUAUUAAAUAAACCAACUGACCCAAAAAUUCAACCGUUAAAGGAAAAAUUUA
Molecule: messenger RNA, 826 nt
Organism: Trichomonas vaginalis G3
Lineage: Eukaryota; Parabasalia; Trichomonadida; Trichomonadidae
Exons: 1
Source: RefSeq, a predicted model, not a curated record